CAUACUUUCUGUUCAAAUCCUUAAUAACCGAGUGUUUUUCCCUCUCACUUCCUUUCUCUCUCUGGCAUACUCGUAAUCAGAUCCCUCCUUCUUCUACCCCUACAGUACAAUCAUCUCUUCACUCUUUUUCUACUUACAAAGCCUUAAAAGCCGUUCUUCUUUUCUUUUCUUAUUCUCUGUUCAAUUUCCUUUCUCUCAAUUUAUAGAAAAACCCUAGCAAAAAUGGGGGAUUUCUCUGGAAACAUUGAUGUAGGAAAAUUAGUAUCAUAUAGCGACGAUUUACUUUCGGUAUUGAAGGAGAAAAGAGACAUUAACAUUUUGACCCAAUGUCUUGAGCAGUCAAAAUCUCUUCGCUCCUCAUGCGACACCCAGUUCAACAAUACUCGAAACCUUCUACGGGAUUAUGAGAGAAAGAUAGAAGAAUGUAAGCAGAAAACAGAGAAGGCGAAGCUCGAAGUUCCUCCAGAUGCUGAAUUGGACAGUCUUCAGAAGGAACUGGAAGAGGAACGCGAAAGGGAACGAUUAUUAACGGAGGAGCUGAGAGUUAUUAACAGUGAGAUGAAUGAUCUUGAAUGUCAAAGGACUUUUGUUGAAGAACAAAGACAGACUAUGAAGAAAAUCGAGCAAGAAGAGCUUAGGGCACAGAGGAAGCUUUCAAUGUAUGCCUCUGUCACUAAUAUCAUCCCUAACUUGGAUAAUCAUUCCAAAAUCUCAGGCCACAUUGUGGAUAGAGAAAAGAAGAUGGUUGAGAAAUUUGAAUUUGAUCCAACAAACACGCCUGCCUUUGUUACAUGCCAGAGUAUUUGGAAGAUGAUAAAUCUACGAUAGAUGCUCAUAUUGUUCCUUUCAGAUGGCACACAGUAGUGUAUAAUGACCAUGUGUUAAUUGUUUGCUGUUUGUGGCAGUCUUUUUGUAAUAUACUUAAGUUAUAAUUAUUAUUUAUGUGGGAAGUGCUGCCAAUGGUGCUUAGGUCUUGUUUGCUCAUUUGAGCUGCAUUUGUGAAAUAUAGUUCAAAUUCCUUUUUCCUCCAUUGUAUUAAUAGAUUUUGCUUAACGUCAGAAACUGCUGCAUCAGUCUGAAUAAUACUAAUAGUUAAGAUAUGCCUCAUUCUAAGGUGCCAUUCAAAAUUAUCUAGCUCUUAUCCACUGGGUAAAACUUGUUUCAUUGGUGUUUGAUUUUUGAUAUUGCAAUUGUGGCUGUCUAACACAUUGAGAAGUUUGAAAGGCUGAUAUGUUAAAGUUCAGGUAGCUGUCAUUGCUCCAGGCUGCCAGCAGAGUCACAAGUGCCUUAUAAGCAGGAUAUAGUAACCAGGGUAGACGAAUCUGCUAAAUCUUGCCUCUCAAUUGAAUUGGUUGGAUAUGAAUUGAUGUCCACUUGUGCUAAUGAUGGUGGUUUUCUGUUGGAGAACUUAAUGGUCACAAAGGGGGGCCAACUUAGAUUGAAGAUGGUCAUGAGAUGACUCUGAAAAUCUGACUGCUUCCACAUGAUGUUUGAGGUCCAUUUUAGAUAGGGAAUAGAAGUGUUUGCUUAAUUUGUCAUUUGAAUUCCUGCACCAGCCACUGCUUCCAGCUCUGAAAUUCAGUGCAAAUUAAGUUUUUAUGAUCAUAUAUAUCCACCCAAUUUUUCUGGAGUACGCUCAACUGCUGUAUGACGCGUGUACAAUUUAGAUGAUGUGUCAUUGACAAUUUGACAUAAUGAUAGAAACAGGUAGAUGUACUGCCACUUGUAUAGCUUAUGUUUCAAGAUUUUCUCUACAAACAAAUCUGAUACGGAUUAAUUUAGACUUGUAUAUGGCAAUUAGUGCAGUCUUUAUAGGGAAUUUGUCCGAGCUAUGAUGGGAUCUGGACGCAUAUGUUAAGGAGAGAGCAUUUGUUGUAAUGAAAUUUGUCUAUAAAUAAUCUUAAAUGAGCUUUUAUAUCGA
Molecule: messenger RNA, 1921 nt
Organism: Ricinus communis (castor bean)
Lineage: Eukaryota; Viridiplantae; Streptophyta; Magnoliopsida; Malpighiales; Euphorbiaceae
Product: kinetochore protein SPC24 homolog
Exons: 6
Coding region: 223-828 (201 amino acids)
Biological process (GO): regulation of chromosome segregation
Source: RefSeq, a predicted model, not a curated record